This is a messenger RNA of Armigeres subalbatus, 816 nucleotides long. RefSeq lists its product as uncharacterized. NCBI's taxonomy places the organism in Eukaryota, Metazoa, Arthropoda, Insecta, Diptera, Culicidae. The transcript has 2 exons. The record is from RefSeq and is a predicted model, not a curated record. The coding region runs from base 1 to 816 and encodes 271 amino acids.
AUGCGAUGGAUGGAUGGCGUGGGAAACUUGCCGCCGUGGGAGCGAAAAACCUGCCCGGAAGCACACCACUCGUUCGCCACGGCGCGGCUGGGGGUCGGAGCAUUUCUCUCAGAUUGUACGAUACGGGGUGAAUCGGCGUAUCGGGAACCUUUCUCUGGCAGUUCCAUUUUGGCCGAAAUUUAUGACCUUCUAACGUUGGAGAAAAUCGUGACACGACUGACGAUUAGAAACCCGGAUGACGAAACCUUUAUCACGUUGCUAGUCGAAGCGGAAGGGAUAGUCAACUCAAGACCAUUAACGUAUGUACCGCUGGAAUCAGAAACGCAGGAGGCGCUUACGCCCAACCACUUUUUGUUAUUGAGCUCACAGGGUGUUACUCAACCCCCUAUUUCCAUCCCGGAUCGUCCAGAGUGUCUCCGGACUAAUUGGCGAUUGACAACGAAUCUGAUCGACCAGUUCUGGAGUAGAUGGGUGCGGGAGUAUCUCCCUACCAUUGCCAACAGAACGAAGUGGUACGGUGAAUCGAAGGAACCGAACGUUGGAGAUUUGGCUGUUAUCGUUGACGCAUCCGUCAGGAAUGGAUGGCUUCGUGGUAGGAUUGUUUCGGUCGUGAAAGGGCGAGAUGGGCGAAGCCGACAAGUGCUGGUGCAUACUUCAGCAGGAGUUUUGCGACGACCGAUGACUAAGGUUGCCAUCUUGGACAUUAUGAAGCCGAACGAUUAUGGAGUUGGAGGUAACGCAGCUCCUUCGAAAUCGCUGGAGAUGCAUUACGGGUCGGGGAUGUUGGGGCGAAACUACGCCACUGUCCCACGAUAG